AUGAUGUGGCACCUCGUGUUCUUCCUUGGGGCUUACCUGGAGGCUCGAAUGUUAGAGCGCGAAGGGAGCAGAUGCCCUUUGCGAGGUUGGUCCACAAGCUAUUUGACGAGCCUCACUCAAAAGCGUAUCCUGCUUUGGGGAGCAGACCAGCCUGCUGCCACUUUCGAUGCGCAGGCGGCGUACAAGCGCUGUGCCCGCCUACUUUUGGUCUGCAGCAGCCAAGAUGUGAUCCAGGACGUUGUUGCACAAGUGGCAAGUGAGGAGCCCACAGCAGGAGUUUGUCCUCCUCUUGCAACUCCUCUGGCAAUCGGCACUGCAGGUUCCGUUACCAACGCCUCCUUCGUACUGGAGCUUACCGGUAGAUAUCAGGAUAUUGGUGGGGCGCCAGAUAUCGUCUGGAAUUAUGUCUAG
Symbiodinium natans is the source of this 411-nucleotide messenger RNA. The record is from the annotation of a GenBank genome assembly. NCBI's taxonomy places the organism in Eukaryota, Dinophyceae, Suessiales, Symbiodiniaceae.